ACGUGUUUGUGCGCGACCGUGUGCGCCGCGCGUUCGUGUGCGUGUGUGUGCGACCGUGUUUUUUCGUUCGUAGAAUCCGGCCGCCGCCGCCGUAACGUUUGCCCGCGUGCGUAUGUGUGUGUGCGCGCGCUCGCGCUAGCUCGUGAAUCGGCGCUGUGCCUGUGCGUGCGUCAGUGUGUGUGCGUUAUCCGCCUCCGGUAAUUCGACUCCUUCAGUCUAUUCAAUAAUAUUGUUGUUGUCGCACACACGCCGCGCGAUCGGCGGUACAGCAAAACAGUUUUUUUAUGAUUAUUAUUUUUAUUUCGAUUAUUAUUUUUCCGCCGAUAGAUCGUUUUGGUUCGCAUUUCUAUAAUAGUAAUUAAUAAUAUAUUGUGCGCUGCUACAGUAGAUAAUAACUAAUAAUAAUAGUGUAUAUUUAUUUUUUGUUUUAUAGUCCGCGUGCGUGUCGUGCAUUGUUUUUCGCCGAUUUCGUUGUGUUUUCGUGUCAUCGUGUCGUGAUACAAUAUGGUCCGCUGCUCGGGGAAAGUUGUGAGAUGACGACGCCGUCGUCGUCGUCGUUUUGUGUCGUUUUGAACACACCACAGUCGCAGCAGAUCGCCGGUGUCCAUUGAACAAACGUGAACGGGUCGCCGCCGUCGUCGAUCAGAUCGGUUCGUUUUUGUGCGCGUGAACGCGAUGCUGCCGGACGCAGUGGCGUUAUUACCGACGACGAUAAUCGCCGUUAACCGACGCUGUUGUCAUUCGCCAACGAUCGUCAAAGUCUAAGAGAAGAGAAGUCCGCCGUGUUUACCUCAGUCCGUCCGUUUUCCGCGGCCUCUAUCACUCGACCGCCAUGUCUUGAUACUACGGACGCGCCAUGCCGUUCUCCGGGCACGAGGAAUAGACUGUUUAUAUGGUCAUCUAUCAACAUAUGUCUUCCAUAUUCCCAUGUACUGGAAAAACCAGACGUCGUACAAUGCAGACCACCCAUCGUCUGUGGGUAACACUUUUCUAUUUGGCAUGUCUAAGUGUAAGUUAUAGUCAUUCCAAUAUAAUAAAAAUAUUCAAAGACGAUGAUUCGACGCCAAUGUUCAACAACCUUGUCAUUGACAAGAACACUGGGCGCUUAUUUGUGGGUGCCAUCAAUCAUCUAUAUCAACUUACACCUGAUCUCAAUGUAACUAAUCAAGUAGUUACUGGCCCCAUUGAAGAUUCUUUUGAAUGUGGGGCCAAUAUGUGUCCUAACUCCACUAUUAAAAACUUAACUGAUAAUGUAAAUAAAGUACUUGUUAUCGAUUAUACUACAUCCAGGAUAAUCACUUGUGGAUCAGUUUCACAAGGUAUGUGUACAGUUCGAAAUUUAAAUAACAUGUCUGAUACAGUACAAUUAGUUAAAGAAGCAGUGGUCGCAAACAAUAUGGAAGCAUCUACUAUCGCUUUUAUUGCACCAGGACCUCCAAAUCCACCUAUGACGCAAGUUAUGUAUAUUGGAGUUACAUUUACCGGAAAUUCUCCUUAUCGUUCUGAUGUUCCAGCUAUAUCUUCUAGAAGUUUAGAUAGUCAAAAUAUGUUAAACAUUGCUCACGUUGGAGUAAUUUCUGGUACUCGGGUAUAUGUAAAUACUCUGAACCGUGAACGAUAUCUCAUUAAUUAUGUUUAUGGUUUUAGUUCUGAAACUUUCAGUUACUUUUUAACAACACAAAUGCGUAGUGUAACAUCUCCUUCUCCAUACAUAUCUAAAAUGGUAAGAUUAUGCCACGAAGAUAAAAGUUAUUAUUCAUAUACAGAAAUUCCACUGGAGUGUACUAGUAAAGAACAGUCAUAUAAUUUAGUACAAGCUGGGUAUGUGGGUAAAAUUGGCUCAGACUUGGCUACAGAUCUUGGUAUUACUCCUCAAGAUGACGUUUUAUUCGCCGUAUUCUCAAGUAGUAAUCAAAGUGAAAGUGAAUUAAAAAACAAACCUAAUGACCAAAGUGCACUAUGUGUUUAUUCACUAAAGGCAAUACGAAGAAAAUUUUUACAAAACAUUAAUGCAUGCUUCAGUGGAAAAGGGAAUCGAGGAUUGGAUUUUAUUUCACCUAGUCAUGCAUGCGUUGGAACCAAACUUCAGACAAUUACCGAAGAUUUUUGUGGUAUGGACGUGAAUACUCCUUUAGGAGGCGAUUCGCCUAUGACAGCUAUUCCAGUUUUAACGUUCAAUACUCGUCUUACUGCAGUAACUGCAACUUCUACUGGUGAUUUUACGGUUGUAUUUGUUGGAACGAACAAUGGCCAUGUCAAAAAAAUAGUGGUUGAAAGUUCUGUAAAAGCUAUUGAAUAUGGAGAUAUAGUUAUUCAAGAAAACUCACCAAUAAAUCAAGAUUUAAUAGUUGAUCCUCAACAAAUGCAUCUAUAUGCAAUGACCAGAAACCGAGUUUCUAUGAUUAAAGUUCAAGAAUGUCAUAUGUAUUCAUCAUGUUUAGAUUGCUUGGCUGCAAAAGAUCCUUAUUGCGGAUGGUGUUCAUUAGAGAAUAAAUGUAGUUUACGCUCAAAUUGUGAAGAUGCAGCAAAUGAUCCAUUAUAUUGGAUACCAUACAAAAGUGGAAAGUGCACAACAAUAGCUUCUGUUACACCAAGUCAACUUCAAAAGACCACAGCGCGAACAUUGGAAUUAGUUAUUGAUAAUUUGCCAUUGCUUGAAGGUCCAUUUUUUUGUGCAUUUUCAGCGUUUGAUAAAGUGUUGAUCACAGAUGCUACUAGAAAAUCAUUUGGUGUAAAUUGUACAACACCACGAACAGAUUUACUACCAUUUAUACCAGCCAACCAACAUCAUUUUACUACAAAAUUGUCUGUAAAAACAGCCAAGGGACCAAACUUUGUUGCCACCAAUUUCACAUUCUUUGAUUGCAGUACUUAUACAUCGUGUACACAAUGUGUUAAUUCUUCAUUUCCGUGUGAUUGGUGUGCUGAAGCUCAUAGAUGUACGCAUGACACGGCAGAAAAUUGUAGAAAUGACAUUUUAGUUACUGGUGUAAAUCGUGUUGGUCCUAGUUUCCGAAGUGGACCAUCAUUUUGCCCAACAAUUAAUGGAUCUGAUACAGGAAGUACUGAAAUUUUGGUACCUUCUGGUAUUAAAAAACCUAUCCGAGUAAAGGUACACAUAAUUGGCCAAUUUAUUGCUCAAACACGUUUUGUAUGCCAAUUUAAUAUAGAGGGUCGUGUUUCGAGUGUAAAUGCGGCAUUAGUAGCGGACACCAUAUAUUGUGAAACGAUGGAGUUUAGUUAUAAUUCACACUUUUCUAAUAUCACGGCGACUUUUGCUGUGAUUUGGGGAGGAUCUAAACCAUUGGAUAAUCCACAUGACAUUCAUGUUGUCAUUUAUAGAUGUAGUGAUAUGGCUGAUGACUGUGGUAUGUGUUUAGCAUUGCCUGAAAAGUAUAAAUGUGGAUGGUGUCAAGCCACUAAUAGUUGUGAAGUUAUAGAUCAAUGUGACAGAGCAGUUGUUACGUGGCUCAAUCGAAACAAGACUUGUCCGAAUCUUCAAAUCACAUCAUUUUGGCCACUUGCUGGACCGUGGGAAGGUCACACAAAUAUUACAAUUAUUGGAAAAAAUUUAGGAAAAAGUUUUAAUGACAUAUAUAGUGGUGUUACUGUGGCUGGAUUAAGAUGUGCUCCGUAUGCACAUUUGUAUGAAACUACCAGAAAAAUAGUAUGUAGAGUUGAUGGACCCGGCAGUGAAGAUAUAAGAGAAGGUCCAAUUGUGGUUCAAGUUGAAGGAUUCAGAGGUGAAUCUAAAACAAAUUAUCAUUUUGUUGAUCCCAUCAUAAAUAGUUUUUAUCCUGGUUAUGGUCCAAAAUCUGGUGGAACAACUCUUAAAAUAGUAGGAAAGUUCAUGAAUGCUGGAAGUAAUAUUCAAGUAUUCUUCGAAAACAGUUUACCAUGUAUUGUUGUCAAUAGUACAUUCUCUGAAACUACUUGUAUUACAAGUGCUUCUGAUGCUCAAAGAGUUGGAAAAAUAAAAAUGUUAUUUGAUAAGUCUGAAAGAAAUUUUGAUCGACAAACAUAUGAGUACACUGAUGAUCCUAGUGUUGAAUCUGUUGAAUCAGGUUCUCCCAGCCAAGUAAAAGUUCCUAAAGGCAUUGUAUCUGGUGGUAUAAAAGUUUCAGUUAAUGGUAAAAAUUUCGCAUUUGUUCAAACUCCUCGUUUGUAUGUUUAUUAUAUGAAUAAUACAUAUUUUGGGGAUUGUUUUGUACUAAGUAAUUCUAAUUUAAUAUGUGAGUCACCUAAAGUUACACCACUUCAACGAAUUCAAGCUAAUUCUUCUAACCCACCAAUAGAGUUGGACUAUGGAUUUGAAAUGGACAAUGUAACAAGUGUUCAAAAUAUAUCAUCAAAAACAGGAUUUUCAAAAUUCUUACUUUACCCAGAUCCAAAUUACACAAAAUUUGAAGAUGUUCAAGGGGAAAACAUAAAAUAUUACAAAAGUGACUAUUUAACUAUAAAUGGCCAUUACUUGGAUCGAGCUUGCCAAGAAACUGACGUUACAGUGCAAAUUGGGACAAGUUACUGUAACGUGACUUCUUUGUCUCGAAAUCAACUCACCUGUAAACCACCGCCUAUUCAACCAUUAGCAGUAUCUGAUGAUUUUCGGUUGUCCAGCUCUCAAGAACUUCCAGAUGUAAUUGUAACAGUUGGGUCAAGUCUGAAGUUUAACAUCGGGAAACUUAGCUAUGCUCAAUCUGAAGUUAAUAGCCCUUUGACAAAUCCUGCUCUAUUUGGGGGUAUCAUUGGUAUGGCUAUAAUUGUUAUUAUUUUCAUUGCCUUUUUGAUCGCAUAUCGCCGCAAAUCGACUGAAAGUAGUCGUGUCUUAAAAAAUAUGCAAGAACAGAUGGACAUAUUAGAACUACGUGUUGCGGCAGAAUGCAAAGAGGCGUUUGCUGAACUUCAAACAGAAAUAACAGAUAUAGCUGGUGAUCUUACUUCGGGUGGUAUUCCAUUUUUGGAUUAUCGUACAUAUUCAAUGAAAAUUUUAUUCCCGAAUAUGGAAGACCACGGAGUGCUCCAACGAGAAAAACCAGAAUUAAUCCGAAAAGAAAAAGGCAUCCGUUUGUUCGGUCAAUUAAUAUUAAACAAGACAUUUUUAUUAUUGUUUAUAAGAACUUUGGAGAGUAAUCGUUAUUUUUCAAUGAGAGACAGAGUAAAUGUUGCUUCUUUGAUUAUGGUGUCAUUGCAAAGCAAAAUGGAAUACUGUACAGAUAUAUUAAAGACUUUACUUGCAGAACUAAUUGAAAAAUGCAUGGAAGGUAAUAGCCAUCCAAAGUUACUUUUGAGACGUACAGAAAGUGUUGCAGAAAAAAUGUUAUCAUCAUGGUUUACUUUUCUAUUAUAUAAAUUUUUAAGGGAAUGUGCUGGAGAACCUCUAUAUUUAUUGUUUAGAGCAAUGAAACAACAAGUCGAUAAAGGACCAGUUGAUGCAAUUACUUCUGAAGCAAGGUAUUCGUUGAGCGAAGAGAAACUGAUAAGACAAUCAAUAGAUUUUAUUCCAAUGACCGUAUAUGUUUCGAUUUCCCAACAAACUGCAUUCGUCACUGGACUCGACCCAAACACUGAAAAUAUACCGGUUAAAGUAUUAGACUGUGAUACAAUUUCACAAGUAAAGGAAAAAGCAUUGGAUACUAUCUAUCGAGCGAUGCCUUGUAGUCAACGACCCCGCACGUGUGAACUCGAUGUUGAAUGGAGAACCGGCACUUCUGGUCGUUUAAUUCUAUACGACGAAGACUCAACAACAAAAGUGGAAGGAGAAUGGAAGAAACGGAACACUUUACAUCAUUAUAUGGUUCCAGAUGGUGCAUAUCUAAACUUGGUUUCUGUCAAACAAAUGUCAACCUACAACUUAUCAAUACUUUCAGACCGCAUGGACAAACACAAAUAUGAAACUUUAAAUUUAACGAAAUUCAACUACGAUAGCCCGCCAUAUAGCAGGGCUACAUCGCCACUGAACAAUGAUCAGGAUGGAGGUCUCAAAUGUUGGCAUUUAGUCAAACAUCAUGAUAACGAUGCACAAAAAGAAGGUGAACGUGGUAAUAAAAUGGUAUCAGAAAUAUAUCUUACGCGUUUACUAGCUACCAAAGGUACUCUACAAAAAUUCGUAGACGAUUUAUUUGAAACAAUUUUCAGUACUGCGCACAGAGGAAGUGCUCUGCCUUUGGCUAUUAAAUAUAUGUUUGAUUUUCUCGAUGAUCAAGCACUUCAGCAUGGUAUCUCUGAUCACGAAGUUGUACAUACGUGGAAAAGCAACAGUCUUCCUUUGCGUUUUUGGGUGAAUCUUAUCAAAAAUCCCAACUUUGUUUUUGAUAUACACAAGUCCAACAUAGUUGACUCAUGUCUAUCAGUUGUUGCUCAAACAUUCAUGGACUCGUGUUCGACUUCAGAUCAUCGACUCGGUAAAGAUUCGCCAAGCUCAAAAUUACUUUACGCCAAGGAUAUUCCGGUGUACAAAGACUGGGUAGAUCGUUACUAUUCAGACAUAAAAAUCAUGCCAGCAAUAUCGGAUCAGGACAUGAAUGCUAUGCUUGCCGAAGAAUCAAGGAUUCACAUGACAGAAUUUAAUACCAAUUGUGCUUUGUAUGAACUCUACAUGUACGCUGCCAAGUACAACGAACAGCUAAUGGUAACACUCGAAGAAGACGAAUUUUCCCAAAAACAGCGACUGGCGUAUAAAUUGGAACAAGUGCACAAUUUCAUGAUGGUAGAGAAAUAAUUAGGGGCCAUUAAUCAAAAGACGGUUAAGAUAAUUGCUCAAUACCGAGUAUGAGUGGUUCAAUGGGGUUCGCUAAUUUCAGCGAUUUUAUACAUUGUGGUAUGUAGAAUGUAAGAUGUUUUUUUUUAAUAUACAAAAAAAAAAACAAUUAAAUUAAUAACAAUAUAUAAAUGUUUAAACAAAAUUUAUAAAUGGUAGAAAUAAGACGAUUUAUAUAGAUAGGAUAACCAUAAUAUAAAUACGCAUAAAAAUAUAGUAAUAAAUUAACAUAUCUUUGCCUAGUUCUUGCCAAUGAGAUGUUACCAAUACUACUUACUCCAAAAAUAAAACAUUUAAACCUACAUUUUUGGUUGCUUUUCAACAAUCUUAAAUAUAAGCAAUUUUUUUUUCAUAUAUCCGUCCAAAUUUUCUACCAUUCUUUGCCCUCGAUAUGUACUUUUAAUUCAAAUAUAUUUCAACCUAUUCUAUAAGACUGAGUUAAUUUUAAUUUAGUUUUUUUUUUUUGUAUUCAUGAUUUAUUGUUUUUCAUUUGAUCACUGCUUUUGGCACCGCUCUAGUUAAUGCACAUAAAUAAAUAAAUUACCGAAUAACAGAAUAAUAUAAUAUAUUGCUCCAAAAUAGUGUGUUUUUUUAUAUACAUAUAUAUAAAUAUAUAUUUAUACCAUUCCAAAAAUAUAACAAAUGUUAUAAUUCCAAUUUUGUAUUCAGUAUUACCUCAUAUUUGAUAAAAAAUAAAAAUAAAAUAAAAAAAAUUAUAUUAUUUUAGAUUAUAAUCGUAAGUACCUAAUGAUUAAAUAUUUUGUACUUCUGUAUAUUUUCUCAAUAAUUAUUAAUUUUAUUAUUAUGGUAACAAAUUUUUAUUUGCACAUUAAAUUAAAAAUUAAUGUACCUCUUUUCCCAAUUAUAAUGUGUAUUUGUGGUAUGUGUUGUGUAUAUUUUUGUUGAUUUUGUUAUUCAUUUUUUAUUGUAAUUUUGUAUUAUAUUACCUAGUCUUCAUUUUGAUUUUAUGCUUUGUUUUUUUUUUCAAAUUUUUAUUUAUUCAUUUUAUAGCUUUUAUCUAAAAAAAAAUAUACAUGCGUACUUUUUAUUAACAUAUAGAAUAAAAUUGUAUUCACGUGUCAGUUAUCAAUAGAUUCAACAUAUUUUUUGUAUUUCAUUUAUUUUAUUUUACAUUGAUUUAAAAAAACUCACUAAAGAAUAGAUUACCUAAUUUAAACUGCAGUGGUUAAAACAUUUUAAUAUUAAUUUGUUUGUGGGCGCCUUUCGAGAAAAUGACUGUAAUUUAUUUUAAAUUUAUACAAUGUUAUGAACAUUAAAAAGUAAAUUUUAGGUUUUUUCUGUAAAAAUAAUGGUCUUUUUGUGUAUUAAAUUUAAAUAAUCAAAAUGAGGUGGUUGUAUUCUCAUUAUAUUUAUGUUUACUUAUUAUUUUAGUCGGUUGAUUUACUUCAUAAGCGUAUCAAAAAAAAAAAAAAAAAAUAAUAGUUCAAAACUACUUGACAACAAUGAAUCGACGACAAAUUCGUUACUCCCUCUAUUGGUAAUCUAAAACUACAAAUUACUUUAAAACAAUUAUGUGUCUCCGUUAAAGAUUUUUGGUUGACAUUUGCCACUCGAUUAACGAACGAACAGCUUUAAACGAUUGUAAUUACUAAUUACUUAUUAUAUAUAUAUAUUUAUAUAUAAAAAAUAGGCCACCAAUAUUUAUCGUCGAACCAUGAUAAUAAAGUUAUUAUAAUGACUAUGCAACUACCCCAUCAUAUAUCUAUACAUAUUAUAUUUACGGCAUUUGAUUUAUUGUGCCCUUUAAAUUUAAUUUAGGUUCCUAUAGCGUAAGAGUAUAAUAUAUUGUUAAAUAAUUACCCUUUUGUCCUGUCCAAAUAUAAUAAUAAUAUUAUGUAAAUAUAAAUAAUUAUUAUAUAUUAUAAUAAACAUAUAAUACAAUAUUAUGUAUGUAUAUAUAUUAUUUUGUAUGUAAACGUAUAUUAUUUAUGUAUAAUAUACAAAUAUACGUAUAAGUAUAUUAAUUAAAACAAUAAUUUAUAUUAUGUAUAUAUGAUAUUAUUUGUACUGCGUGUUUUUGUGUACUGUUUGUGAUUGUGUGUAAAUAAAUUAUUAUAAUUGCACACGUAAUGAUUUUUUUUUUAUUUAUUUAUAAAAUGAAUGUGAUGAAACGGAAGUGGAACCGCUACGACGAUAUAAUAAUAUAUAUUACACACAUAAAAUAAUAAUAUACUUUACAUAAUAAUGUGUAUCAACUAUCAAUAGUAAUAAACUAUAUAUAUUAUUAUAACCAUUUGUACGUGCGAUAUCGAAUAUUAUAAAUUUUAAAAAAAUGUGAGUGAUAAAAAAUUGAAUUAUUGUUUAUGGUGAAUUUGUUGUAAGACUUUGAGAGAAAAAAAUAAACGACAAAAAAAUGAAAAAAUUUUAAAACAAAA
Messenger RNA from Rhopalosiphum padi (bird cherry-oat aphid), 9153 nucleotides. RefSeq names its product plexin-A2 (gene PlexA). Gene Ontology annotation, biological process: sensory neuron axon guidance; positive regulation of axonogenesis; motor neuron axon guidance. Gene Ontology annotation, cellular component: semaphorin receptor complex. Lineage: Eukaryota; Metazoa; Arthropoda; Insecta; Hemiptera; Aphididae. The record is from RefSeq and is a predicted model, not a curated record. The transcript has 2 exons. Gene Ontology annotation, molecular function: protein binding; semaphorin receptor activity. Bases 893 to 6718 code for a protein of 1941 amino acids.